AGUGUUCUCCCUCCACGCGUCGGCGAUGGCGGCAUGGCCGAACCCGUAUCUGCCGCUCCUCCUCAUCGCCGCCCUGCUCGCCUUCGAGGACUGGCUCUCCACGCCCUCCUGCUCCGGCGGCUCGCCCGCCCUCCACCCUGCCUCCGGCGACCUCAGGGCCAUGUUGAUCGCCGACCUGAUGCUCCUUGGUUCGGAUGCUACACACGCCGACCGCUUCUUCCGAUAUCACCUCAUGUCCAAGCUAAUCACAAAAUCUAUUCAGACAACGAAUCCAGAUAUGAUCAUAGUCCUUGGGGACAUCUCAGCAAAGGGUUCAGAGCAGAGCGAGAGCAAAUGGGUAGCUGUUCUUGAACAGUUUGAGGGGAUACUGGGGCAGUACUCUUCCCUUCCUAUUCAUAUCGUGUUAGGUGAUAAAGAUGUGGGCGGAUGUUUGAGUUUGGAUGGUAAAUUGGUGCACCGUAUGGCCAAUCAUUUGCCAGGAUUAGAUUCAAGUGGUUGUGGUUCCUUUGAGAUUAGUAAUACCAGUUUUUUGUCUUUAAAUGCGAUUGCACUGCUCUGUGGUGACAACACGUUGCGGUUCAGCGUUGAGAAGGUUAUGGAGAUGGAAAGCCAUUGUUUCCAAAGGAAAAGGUUAAACGGACCACAACAUUAUCAUCUGGGAAGUGAAAAACAACAAGAUUCCGAUGCCCACAGUUGGAGACAAAACAGCAUGACUUCGGGAUCUGGUCCAAUCAUUUUACUCCAUAUUCCACUACAUAAGUCCGAUAAGUCUGAUGGAGGAAUCAUCGGUGUCCCCAUAUUUCCAGAGGGAGCUGUCUCAGAUCAUCCUCUGGUUUCCUUGAGUUCGAAAGAAAGUGGAGAUGAUGGCACAAGGCUGUAUGAUCAACUGCAUACCCUCCCUGCAAAUUCAACUCAGUAUAUUCUUCAGGCACUUAAACCAAGGAUUAUAUUUAGUGCUCAUGCCCAUAGCUUCUCAGACUACACCCACGCUGAUGGGACAAGGGAAGUAACAGUGCCUGCCAUGACAUGGAAGAAGAGUGGAGUGCCAGGUUUUGUCAUUGCAACAUUUGGACAGAAAGGGGCUGUAUCUGUGAAGUGCUGCUCGCUAGCUCAGGAAUGGUACAUAGUGACAGGAUAUUCAGCAUUUUUGUUCCUAACAGCUCUUGCAGUAAGAUGGUCACAUUGGAUGUGAAAUGGAAGUACUGAAAUUAUUUCAAGGAAUGUAGCUCACAUCUGGGUCUCCUUACAUAAUUUCUUGGAACUUCGAAAUACGAUUCUUCAUUUAUUGAAAAAUGAUCGGGCCCCGAGACACCUGGGAGCAAACCACAGUACU
Molecule: messenger RNA, 1333 nt
Organism: Lolium rigidum
Lineage: Eukaryota; Viridiplantae; Streptophyta; Magnoliopsida; Poales; Poaceae
Product: metallophosphoesterase 1-like
Exons: 5
Coding region: 26-1192 (388 amino acids)
Biological process (GO): GPI anchor biosynthetic process
Source: RefSeq, a predicted model, not a curated record